CCGGCUCCAUCUUGUUCGCGGCCGCCGCGGAGCCGCUCCAGUGGGGGGCCCAGGUGUGAGUCAGGGGGCGAAGGUCGGCGCUGGCCGUGUUUGCACGCCCGGCACGGAAGUGGCACCGUCCCUGCGUGUCCCCGUGUCCCGCCCGGCAGUGCCUCCGGCUGGAGCAGCCCCCAGCGUGCUGUGAUGGCACCGGAUGCCUGAGCCCCUCCGGCGGGCACCAGCCAUGGAGACUGUCGUCAUCGUGGCCAUCGGGGUGCUGGCCACCAUCUUCCUGGCGUCCUUCGUGGCGCUGGUGGUGGUGUGCAGGCAGCGCUACUGUCACCCCAAGGACCUGCGCCACCACUACGACACCAAACCCAUCGUGGACCUGAUGGGCACCACGGAGACGCAGUCAGAGCCCUCAGAGCUGGAGCUGGACGACGUGGUCAUCACCAACCCCCACAUCGAGGCCAUCCUGGAGAAUGAGGACUGGGUUGAGGAUGCCUCGGGUCUGGUGUCCCACUGCAUCGCCAUCCUGAAGAUCUGUCACACGCUGACUGAGAAGUUGGUGGCCAUGACCAUGGGCUCGGGUGCGCGUGUGAAAUCCCCAGCCAGCCUGGGGGACAUCAUCGUGGUGGCCAAGCGCAUCAGCCCCAGGGUGGAUGAUGUGGUGAGAUCCAUGUACCCCCCGCUGGACCCCAAACUGCUGGAUGCAAGGGCCGCAGCACUGCUGCUGUCGGUCAGUCACCUGGUGCUGGUGACCCGCAGCGCCUGCCGCCAGCCGGCCGCCCGCCACUGGGUCGAGCGGUCACUGGCGGCCGCCGAGGAGCACAUGGCCGUGCUGCGCCAGGCCGCCAUGGCCACCGAGCCCGAGCGGCCCCCGGGCCCCGCCGAGCCCCCCCGGCAGGAGCAGUCGGCCAUCUGACCCCAAUAAAGGCCCCAUGUGCCCCCAGCCCCGGCGGUUCUGGGAUGAG
This is a messenger RNA of Prinia subflava (tawny-flanked prinia), 953 nucleotides long. RefSeq names its product transmembrane protein 98 (gene TMEM98). The transcript is spliced from 8 exons. Gene Ontology annotation, cellular component: endoplasmic reticulum. The record is from RefSeq and is a predicted model, not a curated record. Lineage: Eukaryota; Metazoa; Chordata; Aves; Passeriformes; Cisticolidae. Bases 194 to 904 code for a protein of 236 amino acids.